Theobroma umbraticum is the source of this 1077-nucleotide messenger RNA. NCBI's taxonomy places the organism in Eukaryota, Viridiplantae, Streptophyta, Magnoliopsida, Malvales, Malvaceae. The record is from RefSeq and is a predicted model, not a curated record.
GCAUUAAAGCAGGAACGUUAUCGCGCGAUUAUGUUCAUUUGCUUGCGGAAAACUUGCGCAAAGUAAAGAAACUCGGCAGGGCAGCUGAGUGGACAAGGAAACUGUUAAUACUAUAUAUGCUGGCUCUGCUUCAUUGUUUUUGCCGCUACCUUGGAACGAGAUGAAGUUGAGGAUUUUCUCAAUGCGUCGUCGUGUUGCCAGGAUGGUGCUUAGGAAGGGUCGCUUCAAUAUACAAUAUAAGCAUAAGAAAAAUGGGACAAAUGAUUUGAAAGGCAAAUACAGACGUUUAAAGGCAGAUAUCGAAGAGAUUGGCAAGGAGCAAAAAAGCAUCAAAGAAGGACAAUCACAGGUUCGAGAGAAAUUCAAGGCAAUUGAAAUGGAAUGUCAAGUGCUAAAGAAAGAAACUGAACUCAUCACCCAGCGAAGUGCGCUUACACAUCUUCGUCUGGCUCUCCUGUUUCAUAUACUCAAGGCACGAGAAGAAGGCGAUUUCGCUAAGGCCGCUCAACUCACUCAGUGGCUACGUGAAUUAAUAGCCAGGGAUAACAUGCAAUAGUCGGCGUGGAGGAACAGAUGAUUGCCUGUUGAAGGUUCCCACCACUUAGUCUUCAAGAGAACUAUCACUGGAUAAUUUGAGACGUUUAUUUGACAUGGAAAGCGACCAAUGGUGGAGUUAUUUAAAUUGGAAGCUGUUAUAUUUCAUUAAGUAACCUUAACUUGAAUACACGAUUUACGUGUAUUAGGAAAAAGUAGACCUGAUAAUUUUGAACACGAUAUAAAAAGAUACGGAUUAAACAGGUUUGGAUUUAUUCUUAACGUGUUUUGUAUCUAAUCGUUGUGUCUUAAACAUGUCAGAUACUAAUAACAUGUUUAAUUAAUUGUGUUAAUCAUUUUAAACGUGUUAUCAUGUUUAAACGUGUAUACGUGACACGUUUAUUAACUUGUUAAAAAUUAAUAGUCAAAGACUAUUGUACCUUUACUUAAAUAAUUUUGGUUUGGGUGUUUGAAAUUAUUCAUGGUUGAUGAUAUGGUUAAUAAUAUGUAUUUAAUUUUGGAUGAAAAUUAUGAAUGAUUUUA